AUGGAACGAAAACAAUUUAUUAGCAAUGCUCAACAUGUAACGAUGAAUAACAAGGAAUUUCAACAUCAAAAAAAUAUUCCAGAGUUCUCAUCGUUUGAACACCAAAAAGAAAAUAUAUUACCAGUAAAACAAGGUAGAAGUGCAGCUGCUUUGUCCCAAAUAUUUUCAAGUGAGCCUUCUGCACUUUAUACAGAGCUUCAAGCUGGUCAUGACAAGUUUAAUGCGGAACUUGAAAAUCUUGACGAGCUUGAUGAUCCUUUUGAUGUUUACGAUCGUUACAUAAAAUGGACAAUGGAGAAUUACCCACAAGCGUCUGGUCCUCAUUCAAAAGUGUGUCAACUUCUGGAGCGGGCAUCAAAUAGUUUUAUAAAUGAUGCGCGAUAUAAAAAUGAUCCUAGAUAUUUGAGGUGUUGGCUACAGUAUUCUAAACAUAUUAGAAGACUUAAGGAACAUUUUGCGUUCUUAAAAUCUAAUGGAAUUGGAUUAGACUUGGCCACUUAUUAUGAGGAAUAUGCCGAAUUAAUGGAAGAGAUGAAAUGCUUUAAAGAAGCGAAUGAAAUUUUUGAAACGGGGAUAAGUCGAAGGGCACAGCCACUUGGACGUCUGAAUAAGCGUUACAAGCAAUUUCUAACACGGAUGGCGUCGAAUGGCGUAAACUUUAAUACUUCAGUAACACAAUCAAAUCUGAAUCCACGGCGAACUAUCCUUGGUUCCAAAUCUUCAGCAUCCUCUACCCAAUCACAACCAAUGAAUGUCUUUCAUCAAAGGAAUCCAACUUCACAAGUUGUUUCCGAUGUUGGGGGUACAAGUGUUAUUUCAAAUAUUAACAAUAAUAGUAGAAAGUUAGAUAUUUUCUACGACCCUAAUGGUGAAGUAGGAAAUGCUGCAUUAACAUCUACAGAUAGCAGUACUUCAACAUGGAAUAAUUAUGGAACAUACUUGACUAGGAAAAAAGAAGAUAUUCGAGAAGCAGAACAAUGGAGAGGGGUGACCUUACCUCAAAAUAAAAAGGUUGACACGCCGAUGGUUGCUAAGCUUGAAGUUUAUCACGAUAAGUCUGUUGAACAUGGUUCAACAAGUGUUCGCCAAGGUAAAGAACAAGUUAAUCAAAAAGAAACGACAUUUCAAGAGAAAAUACAAAAACAGGUUAAACGAUAUGAACUAGGACAGAAAGAAAGAUGGAAUAUAAAAAUUAAUGAUUUUUAUGAUGAAAAUGACGGUGAAAUUUCCUUUGAAGAGAAGAGAGCUAAGGCUUUGGAAUUACUAGAAGUAAAAUUAAUUGAAGACAAGUUUAAUUAUUUGAAACCUCAAGAGAAGAAUAUAAAUGAUAAAAAAAAGAUGAGCUGUAAUAUUGAAAACACUUUAGAAACGAAACAUCUUGUAACAGAGGCUAAGUCACCAGUUAAUGAAAAGAUCACAAUAAUUCAACCAAGGAAAAAAGAAUGUAAUGAUAUUGACGAAUACAUUAUACCAGCUCACAAGAUAAAUCGAUUAUCGUCGGAUAUGAAUGAAAUCGUCAAAAAACCAUCUCCGACUAUAUGCACAAAGGCUGCAUUAUCAGACAUAAUAGGGAUGUUUACAUUUACUCAACCAUCAAAAGAUAUUCCAAAUCAUGAUAUUGAUGAAGAAAAUGUCUCUCCAAAUUCUAAUGUUGUUCAUAAUCAAAUAACGAAGAGUAAUAAUAUUCAAAUACCAUCAAAGAUUUCGCAAAUUGAUGGGCGUGAGGAAGUUGAAAAUAAUUGUGAAAAUAAAUCGAAGAAUUUUGAUACUAUUACAGCAACAACAAAUACCACUCCAUCACAUGAGUUCGAAAAGCAUGUGCUCACCGAAGUAAAAUCUUUUACAAAUUCAUCAGGAUUCGGCGAUACUAGGGCUGAUUCGAUGUCUCCAAUAGAAAUUACAGAAGACGACCCUUUGGAAUCACAAACUUUUCCGAAGCUUUCAAAUCCGUGUAAUCCACUUGACCGUAAGGUCAUUGAACAAUUUUUGGCCGCCAUUCAACCACCCGUAAAUCGUUAUAAAGGAUUUUAUGAUGCUCGGUCACAUACUUUCAAUCAUGGAUUAAAGAUAGAAGAAAUUGCGCGUUCUUGGAAAGUACAAAGCCGACGAGGUACAAAUGCCUUGGUAAACGAUGAUAAACCUGUCAUAUUCUUUAAUGAUUCGUUCCUUAUACGCCAAAAAGUUGACGAAGGUGGAUACGGGAAAAUCUAUCGUGUUUUGGAUAUGAAGGAUUUUGCAGGUGAUCAGGACGAAAAGAAAUCAUCACGUGCAUUAAAAAUCGAAACACCUUCAAGUGCCUGGGAAUUUUACAUUAUACGACAAUUACAAGAAAGAAUUAUCUCUCCGACUAUUGACUCUAUUAUUUCUGUACAUUCUUUGUAUCGUUACAAGGACGAAAGUUAUAUGGUGAUGGAAUUUUGUCACCAAGGGACGAUUUUGGAUGCUAUUAAUAAAGCUAAAAAGGAUAACUCGCAGAUGGAUGAACUUUUGGUAUUUUUCUUUACAGUGGAACUAUUGAAAACAAUGGAAUCAAUUCACCAGGCCGGAAUAAUACAUGGUGAUAUCAAAGCAGAUAACUGUAUUUUGAGGUUGGAACCAAUAGAAGAAUGGGAAUCAAUAUAUGAUCCAUCUGGAACGAAUGGGUGGUCAAAGAAAGGGAUAAAAUUGAUUGAUUUUGGGCGUUCUAUUGACGUGACAUUAUUUUCUGAUGAUAUGAAAUUCAUAGCCGAGUGGGUAACGGACGAUCAUGAUUGCGUUGAAAUGCGUGAGGGUAGGCCCUGGAAAUGGCAAGCCGACUAUUAUGGGCUGGCCGGAGUUGUACAUUGUAUGCUACAUAAUCAAUAUAUGCAAAUUACUCCAAUUAUAGCAGAAUCGAAUAAUUUGAUGUCCGGACCAGCAACAAUGGCGGUGAAAAGAUAUAAACCAAUACUUUCAUUUAAGCGAUAUUGGCAAGGAGAACUUUGGCAAAAGUUAUUUGAUUUGCUUUUGAAUCCUUUAUUAGUGAAAAAAGAUGGACAAAUGCCAAUUACGCAAGAAUUGAAAAAUAUUCGUGAGGAAUUUGAACAGUAUUUAAUACAAAAUUGUGAAAAGAACGGAAAGAGUUUAAAAGGAUUAUUGAAAAAAUUAGAAAUGUCCCGGUAG
Funneliformis mosseae is the source of this 3141-nucleotide messenger RNA. NCBI's taxonomy places the organism in Eukaryota, Fungi, Glomeromycota, Glomeromycetes, Glomerales, Glomeraceae. The record is from the annotation of a GenBank genome assembly.